GUUCUAGUCUUCUCUUUUCCAAAAAGGCCUGAAGCCAGUCUUGUCAAGAGGUUGCGGUGGACAUGCAGCUGGAUACCUGGAACUCUUAGCUCUGCAGGAUGCCAGGACACCAAAGGCUGGAAGCCUUAGCCUUGCCUUGUCAGGAAAAAUCUGUGGAGGCCGCUCUAUGUUAAGCAGUGGUUACAGGGAGCAGGUUGGUGCCAAAUCGAGGAAAUGCACCUGCCAAAUCUUGAAUACAAACCUUAAAACCUCACAAACAUCAAGCUUCAGAAGAGUCUCCAAGUCCUAAAACUUCCCUGCCACCGAAUCCUAGAAAUUAGAACCUGACACUGUUGGCUUCAGGAAAACUGAUCACUUCAGAGCCCAGUGCUACGGACCCCUAUUUUUCAACUUUGUGAUCAUGAAUAAGCUGCACCUCCAUUUUGCCCAUCGGUCUAAUAGCAAUACAGUCAUGAUGAGAUGGACCUCAAAGGCUUCCGGCAACUUCUGACUCUGCCUUCAAACGAGACUUGGAAGACAGCCGCGUCUCAGCAGCUCCUCUGCCGUUAUCCAGCCUGCCUCUGACAAGAACCCAAUGCCCAACCCCAGGCCAGCCAAGCCUAUGGCUCCUUCUGUGGCCCUUGGCUCAUCCCCGGGAGUCUUGCCAAGCUGGAAGACUACACCUAAGGGCUCAGAACUCCUAGGGACCAGGGGUCCUGGGGGACCCUUCCAAGGCCGGGACCUGCGAAGUGGGGCCCACACCUCUUCUUCCUUGAACCCCCUGCCACCAUCACAGCUGCAGGGGCAUAGCCAUGUUUCUUCAUCCCACUGUGACAAGAAGCUGGGGCCCAAGAAGCUGCCUACGGUACCCCUAGUCAUGGUGGCACCCUCUGGGGCCCGACUAGGUCCCUCACCCCACCUGCAGGCACUUCUCCAGGACAGACCACACUUCAUGCAUCAGGUCUCCACUGUGGAUGCCCAUGCCCAGACCCCUGUGCUACAAGUGCGCCCACUGGACAACCCAGCCAUGAUCAGCCUCCCACCGCCUGCUGCUGCCACUGGGGUCUUUUCUCUCAAAGCCCGGCCUGGCCUGCCACCUGGGAUCAAUGUGGCCAGUCUGGAAUGGGUGGCCAGGGAGCCAGCUCUACUUUGCACCUUUCCACGCUCGGGUACACCCAGGAAAGACAGCAACCUUUUGACUGCACCACAAGGAUCCUACCCGCUGCUAGCAAAUGGAGUCUGCAAGUGGCCUGGCUGUGAGAAGGUCUUUGAGGAGCCAGAAGAGUUUCUUAAGCACUGCCAAGCAGAUCAUCUCCUGGAUGAGAAGGGCAAGGCCCAGUGCCUCCUCCAGAGAGAAGUGGUACAGUCUCUGGAGCAGCAGCUGGAGCUGGAAAAGGAGAAGCUGGGAGCUAUGCAGGCCCACCUGGCUGGGAAGAUGGCAUUGGCAAAGGCUCCAUCUGUGGCCUCAGUGGACAAGAGCUCUUGCUGCAUCGUAGCCACUAGCACCCCAGGCAGUGCUCUCCCACCCUGGUCUGGUCCCCGGGAGGCUUCAGACAGCCUGUUUGCAGUGCGGAGACACCUCUGGGGAAGCCAUGGAAACAGCACCUUUCCAGAGUUCUUCCACAACAUGGACUACUUCAAGUACCAUAAUAUGCGGCCCCCUUUCACCUAUGCCACCCUUAUCCGAUGGGCCAUCCUGGAAGCUCCAGAGAGGCAGAGGACACUCAAUGAAAUCUACCAUUGGUUCACUCGUAUGUUCGCCUACUUCAGAAACCACCCUGCCACCUGGAAGAAUGCCAUCCGCCACAACCUGAGCCUGCACAAGUGCUUUGUGCGAGUGGAAAGCGAGAAGGGAGCCGUGUGGACCGUAGACGAAUUUGAGUUUCGCAAGAAGAGGAGCCAACGCCCCAGCAAGUGCUCCAACCCCUGCCCUUGACCUCAAAACCAAGAAAAGAUGGAUGGGGGCCAAAACAUGAGACUGAGGCUGUGGAGGCAAGGAGGCAAGUCGUGGACAUACCUCUGGAGACCAAGCGAUGAUGUUUCUGCCUCUCAGGGCCUCUGCUCCCUAACUAUCUGCCCCCCCCCCAUCGUAUCAUCUGCCUUAAGGCUGAGAGGGGUGCCAAUCCCAGCCCCUAGCCCCAACCUAUCCCCAAAAUGAGCUUUCCAGCCAAACAGCCUUCACAACCAGCUAUACAUACAGUCUGCCUUGGUGACUACCAAGCAGAAAGAUGACACAGUUAUAAUACUCUCCCUUGGACUCAACCCAAACUCUAAAACACGAAGAGUCUGUCUUGGUACAUCCGUGGGCUCUCAAAGUUACAGUCAUGCAGUCGCACAUGAUUGCAGUCCUACUGACUCAUCCCAGAGCACUCACCCUCAGCAUCUGGAACCGUGGGCACUAUCACACAUACCAUAGGUCUAUGUGCAGACCCUUGCACAGCGGCAGCACCGGAACCUUCAGAAUUACAUCCCAGAAAAGCACACAGGCAUAACUGAUCACACGCAGCCUCAAGCAAUGCCUCCAAAAUAUCAAGUCAGACACAGCUUGUCAGAUCUCACAUGUAGACAUGUACACACAUGAAACCCCUUCCACUGUAUCUUCUGAGUUCCAUGAAUACACACCGACUCUCCAAAAUGUACCCCAUGUCUCACUUGCCACUGACCCCAGUCCCCUACCCCCAAGCCCCAAUCCAUGCCUAAGCGUGGCUCACAGAAGAACUUCUCUUUUAUUUGGGAUCCAAGGCCCCUGUCCCCAGUGCCCAUCCAAUAAACUGUGGUUGAGCUAAA
Grammomys surdaster is the source of this 2766-nucleotide messenger RNA. RefSeq names its product forkhead box P3 (gene Foxp3). The record is from RefSeq and is a predicted model, not a curated record. Gene Ontology annotation, molecular function: DNA-binding transcription repressor activity, RNA polymerase II-specific; RNA polymerase II cis-regulatory region sequence-specific DNA binding. Gene Ontology annotation, cellular component: nucleus. Bases 575 to 1915 code for a protein of 446 amino acids. NCBI's taxonomy places the organism in Eukaryota, Metazoa, Chordata, Mammalia, Rodentia, Muridae. Gene Ontology annotation, biological process: regulation of transcription by RNA polymerase II. The transcript has 15 exons.